AUGGCAUCAACACUAGCUAUCGGCGCUGGAGUCGCAGUGGCCGCUUUCCUGGGCCGAGCUGGACUGGUCGCAUUCAGGCGAUCUAGAGGCGGCGUCGGCGCCAUGGGCAAGGCCUUCUACAAGGGCGGCUUCGAGCCCAAGAUGAACAAGCGAGAGGCUUCUUUGAUCUUGUCUCUAAAUGAACGAGCCAUUACCAAGGACAAGAUCCGCAAGCAGCACCGAACGCUGAUGCUCCUCAAUCACCCGGAUCGAGGCGGCAGCCCCUAUUUGGCCACCAAAGUCAACGAAGCGAAGGAGUUCCUGGAGAAAAAUCAAUAA
Truncatella angustata is the source of this 318-nucleotide messenger RNA. Its product is annotated as mitochondrial import inner membrane translocase subunit tim-14. Bases 1 to 318 code for a protein of 105 amino acids. The record is from RefSeq and is a predicted model, not a curated record. Gene Ontology annotation, molecular function: ATPase activator activity. Lineage: Eukaryota; Fungi; Ascomycota; Sordariomycetes; Amphisphaeriales; Sporocadaceae. The transcript has 3 exons. Gene Ontology annotation, cellular component: PAM complex, Tim23 associated import motor. Gene Ontology annotation, biological process: protein import into mitochondrial matrix.